CGCGAAUCAACGGUAGACCUUUCUUACGAGACCACUCUACUCGGAUCACAAUCUUGGCGAGUGGCAAUGUGCUGAAAGACAACAACCGAAAUGAGUCGACUAGACCGAAGGAUCUAACACGUCCUCUGUCGCCAUGGAUGUAGCGUCCGCCGUCCAGAACUACAUCUCCAAGAUCGCAGGGCCCGGUGAAGGUGCCGCAGCCACUCAAAGUCAGAAGCUCAAGAUUCUACUAUUGGAUCCUGCGACUGUGUCAAUCGUCUCUACCGCCAUCACCCAGUCUGCCCUCCUCAAACACGAAGUCUUCCUCAUCGACCGACUCGACAAUGCCUCGCGCGAGCGCAUGCGCCACCUUAGAUGUCUCUGCUUUGUCCGACCCUCGCCAGACUCGAUACAGCUGCUCAUUGACGAGCUGCGAGACCCCAAGUAUGGGGAAUAUAACAUUUACUUCAGCAACAUCAUAAAAAAGUCUUCCUUGGAAAGGUUGGCGGAAGCGGAUGAUCAUGAAGUGGUCAAGGCCGUGCAGGAGUACUUUGCGGACUAUAUCGUAGUCAACCCUGAUCUGAUGUCUCUGAACCUUGGGUUCCCCAAGCAGCGUCUAUGGAGCCACAGUCCGGACAUAUGGAACACGGACGCCCUGCAAAGGACGACGGAAGGUGUGAUUGCAUUAUUGCUGUCACUCAAGAAGAAUCCUCUCAUCCGCUACGAGAAGAACAGUCUCAUGGCCAAAAAACUGGCGACUGAGGUCCGAUACCAGAUAACACAAGAAGAACAGUUGUUUGAUUUCCGCAAAACAGACACGUCACCCAUACUCCUCAUCCUCGACCGAAGAGACGAUCCCAUCACUCCCUUACUCUCACAGUGGACCUAUCAGGCGCAGGUCCACGAACUAUUAGGCAUCCACAAUGGCAGAGUCGAUCUCAGCCACGUGCCUGACAUCCGCCCGGAGUUGCGAGAGAUUGUUCUUUCGCAAGACCAAGACCCCUUUUUCAAGAAGAACAUGUACCAAAACUUUGGCGACCUGGGCGGUAAUAUCAAAGAAUAUGUCGACCAAUACCAAACCCGCACAAAGUCCAACGCACAGAUCGAAUCUAUAUCGGACAUGAAACGCUUCGUCGAAGACUAUCCUGAAUUCCGCAAACUCUCGGGAAACGUGUCGAAACACGUAACACUGGUCAGUGAACUCAGUCGCCGCGUCUCGGCCGACCUGCUCCUUGACGUGUCGGAGCUCGAACAAAGCCUCGUCUGCAACGACAACCACACCAACGACCUGAGGACGCUCCAACAACACAUCCAGAACCCAAACAUCCCGGCGGACAACAAGAUCCGUCUGGUGGCGCUGUACGCCAUCCGAUACGAACGGAACCCGAACAACGCCUUGCCCGUGCUUCUCGACCUCCUCACCACCGUCGCCGACAUCUCCCCGCACAAGUUGUCCAUCAUACCCAAGCUGCUCGCGUACCACCACAGUCUGCAGCCCGCGCCCGUGGCCGGAGGUUUCAGCGACCUGUUCGAAUCCGCGUCUUCCCCGUUCAGUCAGUUCCGGCGCAACCUCAACCUCAAGGGCGUCGAGAACGUCUACACCCAGCAUUCGCCCCGCCUGGAAAACACACUCCAGAACCUGAUCAAGGGGCGAUUGAAGGAACUCCAGUACCCCUUCCUGGAGGGCCACACGCGCGACAAGCCCCAGGACAUUGUCGUCUUCGUCGUCGGAGGCGUGACCUACGAAGAGGCCAAGAUGGUGGCUCAGGUCAACGCGUCGGUGCCCGGGGUGCGGGUCGUGCUCGGCGGGACGAGCGUCCAUAAUUCAGCCACGUUCCUGGAGGAGGUCGACGACGCCGUGGGCAGUUGGCCCGAUCAAGGCCCUGCGACGGCCCAGGGGAGGUUGGGAAGAGCCGUGGGGAGGUAAGCUGACCUCUGGGUGGACCUGGGGGGAACGUUUUGACACUGCUCGUCGUCAGUCUAGAUGGUCCAAAGAUCCUUCUGUCGUCGAGUCGUGAUUGGCAUCGAGGGGACGUCCACCUGUUGUAUUUGAAGCUCCAAUGAUGAGCCCAAACAGACGAAAUGAGAUUAAUGACCAAGAACGAUGCCAUGACGAGAUAAUUUUCAUGUUGAAUUGCUCGGGCUACUUCUGACUUCU
Exophiala oligosperma is the source of this 2137-nucleotide messenger RNA. RefSeq lists its product as uncharacterized. The coding region runs from base 134 to 1906 and encodes 590 amino acids. Gene Ontology annotation, cellular component: Golgi membrane. The transcript has a single exon. The record is from RefSeq and is a predicted model, not a curated record. Lineage: Eukaryota; Fungi; Ascomycota; Eurotiomycetes; Chaetothyriales; Herpotrichiellaceae. Gene Ontology annotation, biological process: intracellular protein transport; vesicle-mediated transport.